This is a messenger RNA of Cydia pomonella (codling moth), 2519 nucleotides long. Its product is annotated as transcription initiation factor TFIID subunit 10-like. Gene Ontology annotation, biological process: transcription initiation at RNA polymerase II promoter. The transcript has 3 exons. Gene Ontology annotation, cellular component: transcription factor TFIID complex; SAGA complex; nucleus. Gene Ontology annotation, molecular function: RNA polymerase II general transcription initiation factor activity; promoter-specific chromatin binding. Lineage: Eukaryota; Metazoa; Arthropoda; Insecta; Lepidoptera; Tortricidae. The record is from RefSeq and is a predicted model, not a curated record. Bases 140 to 550 code for a protein of 136 amino acids.
AUGUCAUAUUACGUUAUUUAUCUGUGGUUAUGAUCAUUUACUUGCUUCACUGAUUCUAGCAAAUUCAAUUUCUAAAAACGAGUGUUGGUUUCCAGUUUCCAAUUUUUACGAGUUUCUUUCCGUCGUUCGAAUCUAUUGGAUGGAAUUUAAGUUUAAUAAUAUGCAGAUGGGCCGCAUGAGUUCACCGUCCGUCGGAAUGGACGACGACAGCGGCGCAGGUCAUGCCCUCAGCGAUUUUCUUCUGCAACUCGAGAACUACAAUCCCUCUAUUCCUGAUUCAGUCGUUGCUCAUUAUCUAAAUAUGGCUGGUUUCGAGUCUCAGGACCCUAGGUUGGUCCGGCUCAUUGCCCUGGCUUCCCAAAAGUUCCUAUCGGAUGUGGCCAAUGAUGCGCUCCAGCACAGCAAGAUGCGCACCUCCAGCCAGGUCAGCUCCAGCUCGAAGAGCCAGAAGGGCCCGAAGGAGAAGAAGUACAUCAUGACGAUGGAGGACCUGGUGCCAGCGCUGCAGGAGUACGGCAUCGUGGCGCGCAAGCCGCACUACUACGUCUAGGGUCAUGUAUAACUGUAGGUUAAGAGCGUACUCCCAUAUCAAAGGUCGGCAACGCACUUGCAACCUUCUGGUGUAGCGGGUGUCCAUGGGCGGCGGUAAUCGCUUACCAUCAGGCGAAGUGUCUGCUCGUUAGCUGUCUAUAUCAUUAAAAAGUAAUGAUAGGGGCUGAUUUUUAAUUUUUUGUCCUUUUUUUUCGUUAUAAUUUGGUGGAUAGAGGUCCCGAUUCUGUAGAUUAUAUUAUAAGCGCUGGUGGCCUAGCGGUAAGAGCGUGCGACUUGCAAUGCGGAGGUCGCGGGUUCAAUCAUGUCUUAUUUUUACAUAAACAAUUUUUAAAUUAUUAUUAGUACCUCUUUAGGCACAAAGUAAACGUUCCUAAAAUUGUUUCUUUGAAAAUCAAAUUUAAAAUUAAACCAAUGUGUAUUUCUUUUUAGGUUCUUACGUAAUCAAUAUUAAAUAUAGGGGAAGGGGUUGACCUAUUCCUGUUUUUUCUUACACAGGGGGGAGGGGGUCAAAAUGUAGUAAAAAUCGUCUUUUGUAAUAAAUGAACGCCUUAUUCAUAUCUAGGGUUUGCAAUCCGGAAUGUAAAAAAUUAUCUGUAUCUGCGAAUUUCCCCAUACAUUUCAGAUGCGUCGUACAAACCCUAUUCAUAUCUAACGAAAAUAAAAUAACAAAAAAAAUAUAAACCAGCUCAUAAACCAUGUUUGUACAACUUUGCUGCAACAGUUCUAUACCAUGUUGUCACGUGGUAACAAAUGAUAAAAAUAUUCCUAGUAGUUACCACCCUCUUUGGUACUGGUAACGUGUUGAUAACUAGUGGGAAUUACUCGUUUAAAUUUGCUAAAGCAUUUUACAAAUAAAUGUUGUAUGUUAACUGCACCAGUCAUGGGACAUUUAAAGAAAAAAUGUGGAGUAUUUUAUAUUUUACCGGCACCUGUAUAUUUUUCUACCACUUUAUGAGUUAAAGUUGAAUGUCAUAUUCGUCCUUUAUGUUUUCAAUGUAUUUAAUGAAAGAUACUGCAGUUGGUUUUCGUGUCAACAAAUCAAAACUAUGUUUUUUUGCUCCAGUUAUGGGAUGUAUGGCGCCAUUAAAUUUAAAACAAAGAAAAAUCAAUGAAACAUCAUACUUAUGUAGCUCUAUGGCUCUUGUUUAUGGUAAAAUGUUGCCCGUGUUAAAAACUGAUGAUAAAUACUUAUUUUACUGGAUUUGUCCAUACUGAUGCCUGUUCCAUUAUAGGGGUGUUUACUAUCACGUUUUAUAAACCGUGUUAUUUGCCGCCCGGUUUUCAACUCAAGUUGGUGGCCCAAAACAAAAUGGGCUUUCCAUCACAGAAGGGUCCUUAUGCUUCAAGUGCAAAAUAGACGUUUAUAUCUAAAAUUCUGAUAGAAACGUCCUUUUUACAGAUGAAGCAUAAAGACCCUUCUCUUAUGGAAAGCUACAAAUUGAUACACUGAAAACUGAAAUAAUUAUCAUAAAAUUGCCUUCAAGGAAAUAGUACUGCCACUUGACUAGCAUUUCGAAUAGGUUUUUAGCUGUAGCAAUGGUUAAGGUUCAAUAGACAAUGUAUUGCGGAAAUUAAUUCGGUCGCCAUAACCAAAAGUAUAAAAAGUAGAAAUAAAGCUAUAGCUCUAUUCGGGCCUAAGGCUUAGAACGCACUACGAUUAAUUAAAUUAAUUUCUUGCGGUUCCAGGACCAUGCGACAUGCUGAACCCGCAAGAAAUUAAUCGCAGUCACUGGCUCGCCGGGGGGGGGGGGAAUGUAUGCUCCUCCCCCUCCCCUUGGCCAUUUGAACGGAGACAUUUUAAAUGUUUCAAUUUCAUACAGAAAUCAUCCCCAUUAUACCAAUCUUAAAAAAAUAAGGGGAUCGCUUUAGUUUAUAGGUCUCAAAUAGCAAUAAUAUUGUUAUAGUUAUUAUUUAUAUGAAUGUACUAAUUUAACAACCAACUAAGAAAUAAAACAAGUGAUACAACA